AUGGUGGCAGGAGGUGUGGGCGAAGAAGGGCAGCAGGACGGUGGGGAGGGAGGCAGGGAUGACAUGAUUGAUUUUAUUGUUGGAACCGUGCCGCAGUGGGUGCCGUGUCGGUGGUUGGGGCCACGGCCGCUUCUUCAGGCGCGCCCUUGCGUGUGUAGUUUAGCCCGUCGAUGCAAGAGCCGCCAGGCCUCUCCAUAUGCAGCAAUCAAUAAGGCCCCUCACGUGGGGCGCCGUGGUGCUGGGCGGGUGGCGGGCUGCCCCCAAUCUGUGCAUUCAAGCGUGGGAGUUAGGUUAGGGAGGACGACGUCUGUGCGUGUAUGUGUUGUCGAGUACAAUAGGCCGGGUGUGGUGUGUCCCGGCAAGGUGCCGUAG
This is a messenger RNA of Ostreobium quekettii, 372 nucleotides long. The record is from the annotation of a GenBank genome assembly. NCBI's taxonomy places the organism in Eukaryota, Viridiplantae, Chlorophyta, Ulvophyceae, Bryopsidales, Ostreobiaceae.